Messenger RNA from Orbicella faveolata, 6775 nucleotides. RefSeq lists its product as uncharacterized. Lineage: Eukaryota; Metazoa; Cnidaria; Anthozoa; Scleractinia; Merulinidae. The record is from RefSeq and is a predicted model, not a curated record. Gene Ontology annotation, molecular function: protein binding.
GGGUUCUUAUUUGUUGGUUACAAUUAAAUUAUAAUCAGCAUUUUAGCCAAGGAGUGUGACUUUGAGAUUGCAAAUUUGUAUGACAAGAAAAUACAUAAUACAGUUGUGAAUAAAUGAGGACCAAACCUAAGUUUAUUUAUUUUUCUGUUAAUCACCAACUAUAUUUACUUCAUAGACUUCAAGAACAUAAUUAAGAACCUACUUAGCCUCACUUGCCAAUAACUACUCCAAGAUACAAGGACCUAUUUUGCUAGUCUUCACAAAAUGUAGGCUCUCACAGGCGGGUUUUAACUGUAUUUCACGUAGAUGAUCAGAUACAAUACCAGGUUUAAUUGUGGUUUGGCUUACGCCACUUCAGCUGUUAUUCGGAACGAUUUAGCAAUUUAGGAGACCAAGGAAUGGCUGUCUUACAUCUUAGUUUUAAAACAGAUGUUUUAAAAUGGUUCAAAACGAGGACAGAGCCGCACCAAAAUGGUUGGCGCAGGAGACGCCUACCAAAUUAAGGCUGGGCUCGACAUAUCAAGACUUAUGGUACCCUUGUCACGUUCUAAGGCAAGAACCUUUACUCCCACAGUGCCUCUAUAAAUCAACUUUUUCAACCUUAACUAUGUAAUGUUUUCUUAUUCAAGCAUAGAACAACAACGAAAGGGUAAUUCAGAUAUUCUUAAAUCUGUAUUACAAAAAAUAAAGUGGUGAAAGCGAGAAACUACGAUAUUCUGAUAUAAAUAUAACUUAUGUCUACUUCGUCUGAUGAAAAAUGCAGGUGUGGAAGCUACACCUACCACCUUAACAGCUGCGACUACAACGGAACUUACACCAACAACAUCUGAUGAAGGGACACCAAAAACCUCCCCGCAAGAAAAAGUGACAAUUUCUUUCAUAGAAGAAGUAGUCACAUCAUCCACAAUAACAGAUGAAGAAGAUAUAUCAUCUACACCGGAUCUAGAAAGUACAACGUCUUCAUCAAAUGAAGAGUUUUCAUCUUUCCCAGUUCAAGAAUUGACAUCAUCCAAACCUGCACUGGCAACAAAAGGAGCGACGCUUCUCCCAGAUAAAAUGGCAACGUCUUCAUUAAUCCUAGAAGGUACGACUUCUUCACCAGAUCCAGCAGGACCAACCUCUCCGUCAGAUCAAGAAGAAACAACGUUAGAACCAGAUCAAGAAGGGCCUACCUCUGCACCAGAUCAUGAGGCAACAACCUCAGCGCCCGAUGAACAGAGAACGACGUCUUCGCCAGAACAAGAAAGGCCAACAUCUUCACCAAAUGUAGAAGAAAAGACGUCAUCACCAGAUGAAGGAGGGACAACGUCUUCGCCAGAGGAAGAAAGGACGACGUCCUUUCCAGUUAAAGAGGAGACGACGUCCCCACCUGACGAAGAAGGGACCACAGCUUCACCUGAUAAAGAAGGAACAACGUCUUCGCCAGAGGAAGAAGAGGCAACGUCUUCGCCAGAGGAAGAGGAGACACCGUUUUCGCCAGAGGAAGAAGAGAUGACGUCUUUGCCAGAGGAAGAGGAGACAACGUCUUCGCCAGAGGAAGAAGGGACGACUUCCUCACCCGAUGAAGAAGGGACAACGUCAUCGCCAGAUGGAGAAGAGACAACGUCCUCGCCAGAGGAAGAAGGGACGACGUCCUCACCCGAUGAAGAAAGACCAACGUCUUCGCCAGAUAAAGAAGAGACAACGUCUUCGCCAGAGGAAGAAGGGACGACGUCCUCACCCGAUGAAGAAGGAACAACGUCUUCGCCAAAUGAAAAAGGAACAACGUCUUCGUUAGGGGAAGAAGGGACGUCCUUGUCAGUUGGAGAAGGGACGACAUCUUCUUCAGAGGAAAAAGGAACAAAUUCUUCCCAUGACGAAGAGGGAACAACCUCAAUGCUAACUGAAAAAGGAACAACGUCUUCGCCAGAGGAAGGAGGGACAACGUCUUCCCCCGAUGAAGAAGGGACAACGUCCUCGCCUGAUGAAGAAGGAACAACGGCUUUGCCAGAUGGAGAAGGAAAGACGUCCUCACCCCAUGAAGAAGGGACAACCUCUUCGCCAGAGGAAGAGGGGACAACGUCUUCGCUAGAGGAAGAAUUGGGGACAACGUCUUCACCCGAGGAAGAUGGGACAACGUCCUCGCCAGAUGAGGAAAGGACAUCUUCUUCGCCAGAGGAAGACGGGACAACGUCAUCGCCAAAGGAAGAAGGGACAACGUUUUCGCCAAAGGAAGAAGGGACAACAUCUUCGCCAGAGGGAGAAGGAACAACGUCCUCGCCAGAUGAGGAAGCGACAACGUCUUCGUUAGAUGAAGAAAGAACAACUUCUUCGCAAGAUAAAGAAGGAAAAACGUCUUCACCAGAGGAAGAAGGGAGAACAUCUUCGCCAGAUGCAGAAGGGACAACCUCUUCUCCGGAGGAAGAAGGGACAACGUCGUCGCCGGAGGAAGAAGGGACAACUUCUUCGCCAGAGAAAGAAUUGGGGACAACGUCUUCACCAGAUAAAGAAGGGACAACGUCUUCACCAGAGGAAGACGGGACAACGUCCUCGCCAGAUGAGGAAGGGACAUCUUCUUCGCCAGUGGAAGAAGGGACAACGUCAUCGCCAGAGGAAGAAUGGACAACAUCAUCACCAAAGGAAGAAGGGACAACGUCCUCGCCAGAGGAAAAAGCGACAACGUCUUCGCCAGAGGAAGAAUUGGGGACAACGUCUUCACCAGAUGAAGAAGGGGCAACUUCUUCACAAGAGAAGGAAGGGACAACGUCUUCGCCAGAUGAAGUAAAGACGUCUACACCAGAGAAAAGCCAACCUACCACAGUCCGGACCAUUCUCCCUAGUGUUCCCGUGGAUAUUUCCACCGCAGCUGUCUCAGACACCGAGCUUGAGGUAACCUGGAAACCACCCCGUCAAGGAAGUGAAGAUAUUGUGUUUUACUGGAUUAAAGUUAUUAACGUCAACGAAGGUAGGCCUGGUAAGAUUCUCCAAGUGUCUGGCGUUGUGAACUCAUUGACUGUCGAUUUACUAACCCCUGGAACUGAGUACGUGUUUCUGGUAUCAGCUGCUAAUCAGUAUGGAAUGGGACCAUGGUCGGAGGAAGUUAUCGGUGAAACGUCUUCCAUAAAAGCGAGAAUUGAAGAUCCAGUCGUGCAGCUCUCUCAUAACAGCGACUUUGUGGUUGCUGACAUGGACAAGAGUACCAGAACCAUCUGUUUCAUUCGUGGCCAGGAAUUUCUCGGUUGGUUCAAAUCCAGUGGCGAGCAAAUCACGGGGACAAGUCCAAGCGACAGAAUAUUCGUCGAGGUUGAAGACGACAGCUAUUCACUCGUAAUUCGGAGGCUGAUGUUAUCCGAUGGCGGCGAGUAUGUUUGUCGCGGAAGCAAAACGAGUGCAACUUACUCGCUUUACGUUGAAUUUUCUGUUGACGAUCCUCCUGCAAGACAAGUCUUGUGGUUAAACAAGGAAGGCGAGAUCUUCGUUGGUGUCAAGGUCGGCUAUCCUGCUCCUGAGUACCUCUGGAAGAAAGAUGGCGUCAAAUUUGACGCAAACUCCAGUCGCUAUAGUCUUCAACCUGACGGAACCAUCACAAUCAGCAGCGUAUCAGCUGAAGAUGACGGGGACUAUACCGUGAGGAUAUCACAACUAAACAGACGAAGGGAAACCACCGAAAGAAUUAAAGUCGUGGUGGUUGACCCCCCGCAGAUCGACACGACACGCCCAUCAGAACGAAAUCUAACCUUUGGUUAUCCGGCAAAAUUAGAAUGUUUAGUUUCUGGUAUACCUAAACCGGAAAUCACGUGGACGGGCCCAGAUGAAGAACCAGUCAUAGACUCCGAGUCAAAUUCCCGGAUAUCAAUUGACAGUGAGGGAAGCUUGAUACUCUCUCAGGCACAGCUCUCAGAUAUCGGCCCGUGGACCUGCGAGGCGAUAAACGCGGUGGGGACUGCCAGUCGACAAAUCGAAAUCCAGGCUAUAUAUAUGCCACCGGAAAUUCCCCAGCUUUCAAAUAUCACCGCAAACGAAGGAGAUGACGAAGUGCUUAACUGUACAGCUUCUGGAUUUCCACUUCCCACUGUGGUUUGGUUCAAGGACAACGAAGAAUAUCCAGGACAAUUGAAAAUACCCGGCGAAAGUGUAAUAAACCUGGAGAAUCUCGGCUUAGAAGACAUCUCUCAAUUUACUUGCGAAGCUUCAAAUGACGCCACCGAUGAGGAAGGAGAGAUCAUUGUGAAGAAAGCGACCAUUAAUAUCUAUGUUAUGGUGGAGCCCAGGCCAUUCGACUCAGACCUAUUGAAAGGACCCGUAUACAGUGUCCUUGGGAGCCCAGUUCCCAUCAGACUGGCGUGUGCUUUCACCGGUUACCCUCCCCCUGAUGUGCGCAUUGAAAUGAAUGACAAUGUUGUGGCGGUCGGUAUCGAGUCAGUUUGGGUCGAAAUCUCUACAGACAGUGCUGAUGACUACGGAGUUUAUUACUGUGCCGCCGAGAACGUGGUCGGUCCCUCCAAGUUAAAUUAUACCUUUGAGAUCAGACGUUCAGAUUCUCCAAAGUUCACUCUAGAGCCCAAGCUCCCCUCAAGGAAUCUAACCGCGGGUUUUCCAGUCACUCUGACUUGGAAUGUUUCCGGUAUACCCAAACCGGAAGUGAUGUGGAAGAACCCAUCGGGAGACAAUGUAUCUGCAGACGAUCCUCGUUUCUUGCUUAGUGAAGGAAAACUUACCAUAACGUCACUGGAAGAAAAAGAUGCUGGGAUGUGGACGUUAGAAGCGACGAACCCUUUGCAGACAACGACAACGAAUGUGGUCUUUGAUAUCAUUUACGUGCGUUCACAAAUUUCGCCGAUACCUGAGGUGGUGGUAAAUGAAGGGGAGAAUGCUUCGCUGACUUGUAACGCCUCGGGUGUUCCGACCCCGACUGUUGAGUGGAUAAAAGAAGGAGUUGCAUACUCCAACCAGAAGAAAUCACCUGGAAAAAGUGAGGUAUAUCUCCAGAAGGUAGGAAUUGAAGAUAACUCGCAGUUCACAUGUGAAGCCAAGAACGGGGCACAAGAUGACGAAGGAAAAGAAAUAUUUAGCGAAAAGAGCGCUAAAUUGAUCGUCAGAGUCGAACCAAGACUUGUCACCAGCAUGCUCAGAGCCAAGCCUGUUUUAUCUUACAUUGGCAACCCAAAGCCUACAGUCUUCAAUUGCGAAUUCAGCGGUUAUCCACCCCCUGAUGUAAGAAUCAUCAAGGAUGGCCAAGUUUUGGCGAGCAGCAAAGAAUCUCUCUCAUACAGUGUCCCAGUCGAUAGUGUGGACGAUUUUGGGGAAUACGUUUGUAUGGCUGAAAACGAAGUUAAAGUAUCUUCAAAAAAUUACACUUUUGAAAUAAUAUCAUCAGCUGCCCCAAGCAGCCCACGAGACGUCAGUGGAGAGGCAACUUGUGAUAGCGUAAUUUUAAGUUGGAGCCAUCCGAAGAACGACGGGGGAUUCCCCGUGAUAAACUACGUCAUCAGCUAUGAAAACAACACACUGGUCAUCCCCUCGAACACGACUGAUUACAUCAUUGACAACUUAGAGCACAGCACGGAAUACUCGAUCGUUAUACAGGCGCGAACCGAAGCUGCGAUCGGCGACGAGGCGCUUGUGGAACUUAAAACCACUCAGUUUUGUAAAGUGUCAUCUUGCGUGAACAUUGAACACGAUGAAGAAAUGUACACAUUGAAUGCGAGCCAGGGUCGCUGGCCGCGCGAUGGAUUUUGCCGCGCUCUGAGUGCCUACACUGCAACCGAGCCUGACAUGUACAGGAUAACCGCUGACUUCUAUGUUCCUGGGUUCAAGAGCUCAAUGUUGGUAAACUACGUCGGGGUAUUUUUCAACGCUGAAAAUGAGGACAAUUUCGAUUUGAUAUUCUUCAGGGUUGGCGCAAGCGGCAACCCGUGUUUCCAAACUGGGGAAAUCCAGCAAGGCCGGUUAAACUGGUACGAGUCCCAGAUGGGCUCCUGUCCACACGGCCCACCUCGCAGGGCACGAUGGAUCCAUGCUACGCUUGAGGUCCGAAAAUAUGACGUCUCCGUUUUUCUCGGGGGAGUUCACGUGACCUCCUUUAAAGGGCACUUCCCUCCCAAGGCAGCUGGCGGCGUGUUACUGGCUAAUCACCAUGGCAACGUUGUUCAAUUUAAGGACUUUGUCAUCGCUGACUUGCCGUCGCUGCCAUUUGAAACUAAGAGUUGCGCCACAGUGCAGGAUAACAUGAAGUACUAUUCUGUUAUAAGUCAAGGUGACUUCUGGGCGCACGGAUUCUGCCGCGCUCUUCUUAAAGAUGUUCAAAUGGAGGAGAGUUCUAGUUACCAGGUUUCCGUGGAUUUGUUCAGCGAGUUGGGCUGGAGCGGAGACCGCAUUGCGUACGUUGGAAUCAUGUUCAAUGCACGUGAUAUCAACAAUGCUGAUUUUAUUUACUUCAGGUAAUGUACAUUCAAAGUCAAUGUUUCUUACUGACAUUAAUGUAAGUAAGAAACAACGUACAGUGUCCUGCCCUUCAUUCAUUUACUUUUCAUUCGGCUCAGAGCCCAUGACGUGAUCUACAAAUAGCUUCACGCAAAUAAUUUUAGUGCUCAGCUCGGUUUACAUAUAGAGUUGUUGAGAUCUAUAGAAACAAUUAAACGAAUAGGAGUUCUGAAAUUUCCUCCCCCCAUUUCGCAACGCUCGUCUGUUGCAUGGUUACACCAGCAUUUUGUCUCCUUAAUAUAACUGCCCUAUGGACCGGUACCCAUUUCUACUCCUAGGUGGAGAGAAGCACUGUGAGAGUUAAGUGUUUUAU